Molecule: messenger RNA, 5665 nt
Organism: Syngnathus acus (greater pipefish)
Lineage: Eukaryota; Metazoa; Chordata; Actinopteri; Syngnathiformes; Syngnathidae
Gene: auts2a
Product: activator of transcription and developmental regulator AUTS2 a
Exons: 19
Coding region: 586-4434 (1282 amino acids)
Source: RefSeq, a predicted model, not a curated record
GGAUCCUGGAAGUCUAAGCUGGGGAAGAGCGGAGCGGAGGGUGCCUUCCCUUUGCAGGAUCUAUUUUGCCAGCUCCAAACCUACCCGUGCUAUAUUCUUUUUUUUUUUUUUUUUUAAUAAUAAUUGACCGACAGACUGCAACUUAGCCGGACGGUCCCUCCCCCAUUCGCAAGGUUUGCUGUGUUUGCGUAAGAAGAACAGGAGAGCGGAGGAAAGAUGCCACGUCACAUGCCGGACUCGCCAUGGUGGCUCCUGCUCCCUCAGCAGACUUUUGCUUUAUCCUGAAAACAGACAUCGUUGCCAGAACGCUGGUUAAUCAAUGAUUUUACAACAUCAUUGUAGGAUUUGAUGGCUCGCCAUCGGGAGGGAUCGUUACCGUUCUUGGAAUCGAGCUCCAUUUAGUAACUCAAUGCAGUUACGUGUAAAAGGCUUCAUCUGCUGGAUAUUACAAGGUUAACUUGGAUCCAAUGUAUUGAGAACAUUCACCGGGAAAUCCCCCUCAAGUGGAUUUGGAGCACCUCCGCUAUUUGAUCCUUGAAGACUUUGCUUUCCGUUAAGAGCAAGGUUUAUCUGGAUCUUUCCUCCAUGAAGGACAUGGAUGGACCUCAAACUAGUGGCCUGCGCAAGAAGAAGUCGAGGUCGGAAAGGAAUCGAGAAAGGAGAUCAAAUGGGAUAAGCAACAAUCGUGUUAAAGGCUCUGUCUUUCACUUCUCAUCUGACUCGGAACGGGAAGGCAAGAGGGAACCCUCCUCGUCUCGUCCGAGACCCCCGCGGAGAAAACGAAAGGAGUCUACCUCUGCCGAGGAGGACGUCAUCGAUGGUUUUUCUAUCACGGGGUUUGUGACCUUGGAGGCUCUUGAGAAAAACCUGACUCUGAAGCCCCAAGAACGCAGAGUGAACCAGGCUGUGAACUUACCGAAGAAAAAGUCAACCAGAGGCCCCAAUGGCCUGAGCCUGGAGCCCUUUAAGAACAAAUAUCAUCAUCACCAGCCAUCGGACCAGGAGAACAAUCCCCGUCUGGCGCACACACAAAGCAGAAAGAAGAAACGCCUGAGCAAGAAACGCACAAUGCAGUUGAAGCCAGGACAGAACAAACGCAAAGACAGCGACAGUGAGAGCAUAAGUGGAGAGUCCAAACCUUCCAUGAGGAGCAGCUCCAGAGACCGGCUGACAGAUUGUGAUACGGAGACUGACCAGGAUAGCAAGGUUUCUGAUGCCAGCUCAGAGAAGUUUUUCAGCACAGCAGCACUUAAAGUUCCGGAUUUUGGCAUCAAUGCGCUCUCCACCAAUGGCAGCCAGGUGCCUCACGGCCCAGGCCUCCUCAAGGUGUCAGGCCUAGAGCGCAGUCAAGAGAGGAGCCAGGAGAGCUGCAGGGACUCUCGACCUCCUUCGCCCAGCACCCCUAGUCGACCUUUGCCCCCACAAUCCCUGCGUCAACCGCAGCCCCAACCUUUCCUCCCGAAGUCGCCUCCCUCACGGAAGUCCCAGUCAAUCAGUUCUACUCAGGCUUCGACCUCCAGUCUUUCACUUUCAGAGGCUCCGCCCAGGCCUCAGUCUCCCGCAGCCGUGCCUCUCACCCAGGGACAAAAGCACUCGCCGACCCCCCCUCCCCGGCCCCAGCAGCAUCACCCGGAACUGCAGUCCAGACCCCGGUCUCAACAUAGACCCGGGAGUCAUCCGCAUCCACCUGCGCCUCAGAGCAACCAUACUCCGCUGCUGCAGCAGCAGCACCCCAGCCAGGCAGGGCCUCACCGGCCCCCCUCACGCUGCCACCCCCGACCCUUUCCUGCUUACAGCGUCCUCAACGGCCACAGCAGCAGCAGCAGGAGUAGCACCCCUGGGAGCAAGCCCCAAGGGCCUCCUGCUCCUUCCUCACACCUCCCCCACCACCCACCUCCUCCUGUGCCAGGCGCCACCGCGUCAACCUUUCCUUUGCCUCUGGCGGCUAACCACAGCACCCCCCACAGCUUCCCCCCUGCAUUGCAGUCCUCACCGCACCCUCAUCACCCCAAUAUGUUCGCUCCUCCAGCGGCUUUGCCUCCACCACCACCGCUGACGUCUAGCACCCUGCCAGUACCAGGACAUCCUGCUGCUGGGAGUGCCUACUCGGAGCAAGACCUUCUGCGUCAGGAGCUCAACACACGUUUCUUGGCCUCCCAGAGCGCCGACCGCGGCGCCUCGCUGGGCCCCCCGCCCUACCUGCGCACCGAGUUCCACCAGCACCAGCAUCAGCACCAGCAUCAGCACCAACACACCCACCAGCACACGCACCAGCACACCUUCACGCCAUUCCCCCACGCCAUUAUGCCCACCCCAGCACCAUCCAUGGUGCGUACCCCUGCCAGAAAUUUUGACAAAUACCCAACUAAAGUUGACCCCUUCUACAGACACAGUCUCUUUCACUCGUACCCACCGGCGAUGUCGGGCCUCCCCCCUGUCAUCCCUCCCACCGGACCCUUCAGCUCACUGCAGGGGGCAUUUCAGCCCAAGACCUCAAAUCCUCUCGAUGUGUCCUCGAGACCAGGCGCUGUCCCGCAUACGUUCUUACAAAAGGACCCAAGGCUAGCGGAUCCAUUUCGGCCCAUUCUCAGGAAGCCAGGAAAGUGGUGUGCCAUGCACGUUCAUACUGCCUGGCAGAUAUACCACCAUCAACAAAAAGUCAAGCAGCAGAUGCAGGUCGACCCUCACAAGUUGGAUUUUGGCCUCAAGCCCGAGUUCCUGAGUCGACCUCCCGGCCCGAGCCUCUUUGGUGCCAUCCAUCACCCCAAUGACCUGGCACGGCCUGCCACUCUCUUCUCUGCUGCAGGCCCAACACACCCAUCAGCAGGUCAUUUCGGCCAUCCAGCCCACCACCCCGGAAACUUCCUCACCCCAGCACCUCACUUAGAACCUUUCAGUCGGCCGCCCUCCUUCGGCGGACUGGGAGCUCUCAGUUCAUCGGCGUUUGGAGGACUGGGAAAUCCAGCACUAAAAUCCCUGGCAGCGGCCAACUCGAUGUUCGGCCAUAAAGAUGGCCCCAACUCGCAGCAGCACUUUGGUGGCGGUCCCAAUAGCAACCACCAGGAGCCCUGGAACCGCCUGCACCGCACCCCGCCGUCCUUCCCCACACCUCCACCUUGGCUGAAACCGGGAGAGUCGGAGAGGAGCGCCUCGGUCAGCUCACACGAGAGGGACAGGGACUCGGACAAACGCGACUCCAUCAGUAGUAAAGAUGACAAAGACAGGGAAUCUGCAGAGAAACGUCACUCGAGCCACCCCUCCCCGGUCCCGGGCAACCCCAUCGGUCUUCUGGGUCACAGUCGUCCUCCCGAGCACCACAGGAACCACCUGCCUCCUUCCUCUGGAGACAAAGACAACAAGGCCAAAGACAGAGAACGGGAACUCCCAGACUCAUGGAAAGAUAGCAGCACAGACGAGCACAAGCUCAAAGACAACCAGCACAGCGAUAAGGACGCACCUCCCAUCCAUGACGGGAGAGUAUCUGAGGACAAAGUGUCCAACCGGGGCACGGCGUCGCCGUACAUCAGACAGACCAGUCUUGAACGUCCCAACGGUGGCCUGAGCAGGGAACUUGUGGAGAAGAAAGGAGAGCUUCCCUUUGAGCACAAGAAGAACAGCGACGUGAAAGUGAAAGAAGAGCGAAAGGAGGACCAAGACGGAGUGGCAGAGAAACCAAGCGAGCACCCGCUGGUGUCGUCCACGCCCAACCUUCACCCCCCCUCGUCGAUGCCGAUGCCCAUGGGCGUGGCGGGCGUUCAUCCAAUCAACAACAUGAGCGGUCUUGAGAGAACUCGAGUGGUGGCGCCCUUCAUGGGUAUAAGCCCAAUCCCCGGCGCCGAACGCUUCCCCUAUCCGGCCUUCCACUGGGACCCCAUGAGGGACCCUUACAGGGGAUUGGACAUUCAUCGACGGGACCCUCUGGCUCGGGAUCUGUUACUCAGGAACGAUCCCCUCCACCGGCUGACGGCUCCGCGCCUUUACGAGGCCGAGCGUUCCUACAGGGAGCGAGAGCCUCACGACUUUAAUCGCGACCACAUGCAUUCUCUCGCUUUGGAACAGAGGAGGGAGCACGAGCGCGCUCACUUGGAGGAACGAGAGCGCCUCCUCAGAGAGGACUACGAGCACGGCCGCAUCCACCCCGCCAUGCACCACCCGGCCCUUGACGGACACAUACCCCACCACGCCCAGGGCCUCAUGGCCCCGGGACUCCCGGGCAUGCACUACUCCAGGGUCAGCCCCGCGGCCGCCGCCGCCGCGGCAGCUGCUGCUCACCAGAACAGUAUUCUGAAUAAAACUCCACCCACAGCCUCGCUUAGCGCCCCGCCCCCACUCAUCCCCACGCUCGGCGCCAGGCCGGGCUCGCCGAGACGGACUGCUCCCCUGGCCACCGAUAUUAGAGACAGACCUCCUCACAAGGACAUUGAGGCACGGUGAGCUUGAAUCCGGCUCACGGUAAACAAGCACUUAGCAAGACUGUAACAUAGCUGUGAAUAAAUUAUGUGGGCGGACCCAUGCCCACGUGAGAAAUUGAUUUUUGUCAAGACAAUAAUCACAGAAACUUUUGAUUUUUCCAGACCUUGCUCCAGCUUUUGUGUGUGUGUGUGUGUGUCCAGUCUUUCUAUUGUAUAGCAAAGUGAAGUGAGAUUUUGGAAUGUACAGAUACUUUAGCACUGACGGACAGCAAAGUGUGUAGAUAAUAUGUACAGUCACUGUGCUCGCUUUGUAUGGCUCAUGGUACAAAUAUGCAAAAGGGUAAUUUGAAAGCUUUACUUUGGACAAAUGUACACAGAGACGUAUUUAGGAUGUGAUUCAGAAUGUGCUUUUGCAUUUUUUUUUUUUUUUAUUGAAGCAGCCGCUUCGCAUUGUACCAGAGAGCCGCCCAUGUUCUACUAUGCAACAAUUCUGGCCUCCACUGCUUUUUAGCAAUUUUACCAAUGAAGGACAUAGAUGUUGUUUUCUCUCCACAACUUGACCAUAAAAAAAAAAAAAAAAAGUGUGCUUGCUUAAUGUAUACAGAUCCAAGCUUUAGACCUAUUGUUUUGAGAAUCACUUGGUAUUUUGUCAGGACAAUCCAAGAGACAAUAUUGUAUUUAAAGAAGUUUCUGUAUGAAAGAACAGGCAGCACAAAUUUUUGAUUCCCUCGACUGCCGCCAUUGGUCUUGUUAUGGGGAGAAUGCAUCGCUGUAAACACAAAUUUGCUUCAUAGAAGGCGUGUAAAGGUACAUCUUUUGGAACUAGAUUAGUGUAUUCAAGUGCUUUUUUUAAGUUGUGGUAUCAACAAAAUCAAAAGACAAAAAAAGCUAAGCAUUUUGUUUCUAUCAAGCAGAGAUCUAUUUUUAGUAGUCCACCGAAGGGUUUAGUUGUGCGCUUCAAAUUCGGUGAAUAUUUUGUGCAGUGUUAUUUUACUUCAACAUAAAAAUGGGCACCGGAGCCAUAGUUGGUUAGUUAAUGCAUAUUUGCAAAAAAGAUUGUUCAAUGAGAUUUUUUUUUUUUUUUUGCUGUUAACAUGUACAGGUGGAAAAAAACUGAAAAGUCUUUGUAGAUCAUGUACAAAAUUGUCAAAAAAAAAUAAGCGACUGAAUCUUCAGCAUGCCCCUCAUUUAAACAUGUGUUAUGUAAAUUGUGCCAUGUUAUUAAAAAAUGUGUACUGAAUUUGUCUUUGGAA